Peromyscus eremicus (cactus mouse) is the source of this 4642-nucleotide messenger RNA. It is a transcript of the gene Bicc1, whose product is annotated as BicC family RNA binding protein 1. Gene Ontology annotation, cellular component: cytoplasm. The transcript is spliced from 21 exons. The coding region runs from base 1 to 2922 and encodes 973 amino acids. Lineage: Eukaryota; Metazoa; Chordata; Mammalia; Rodentia; Cricetidae. Gene Ontology annotation, molecular function: protein binding; RNA binding. The record is from RefSeq and is a predicted model, not a curated record.
AUGGCCGCGCAGGGCGAGCCGGGCUACCUAGCGGCGCAGUCGGACCCGGGCUCCAACAGCGAGCGCAGCACCGACUCGCCGGUGGCCGGCUCCGAGGACGAUCUGGUGGCCGCGGCGCCCCUGCACAGUCCCGAGUGGAGCGAGGAGCGCUUCCGCGUGGACAGGAAGAAACUCGAGGCCAUGCUCCAAGCUGCAGCUGAAGGAAAAGGCAGAAGCGGGGAAGACUUUUUUCAAAAGAUCAUGGAAGAGACACACACGCAGAUUGCAUGGCCGUCCAAACUGAAGAUCGGAGCCAAAUCCAAGAAAGAUCCCCACAUCAAGGUUUCUGGGAAGAAAGAUGAUGUAAAAGAAGCCAAAGAAAUGAUCAUGUCUGUCUUAGACACAAAAAGCAACCGCGUCACGUUGAAGAUGGAUGUCUCACACACAGAGCACUCCCAUGUCAUCGGCAAGGGCGGCAACAACAUUAAAAAGGUGAUGGAAGAGACGGGCUGCCACAUCCACUUUCCCGAUUCCAACAGGAACAACCAGGCAGAAAAAAGCAACCAGGUGUCUAUAGCAGGACAGCCAGCAGGAGUAGAAUCUGCCCGCACGAGGAUCCGGGAGCUGCUUCCCUUGGUGCUGAUGUUUGAGUUACCGAUUGCUGGGAUUCUCCAACCAGUCCCGGAUCCUAACGCCCCCUCCAUCCAGCGCAUCUCACAGACGUACAGCAUUUCUGUGUCGUUCAAGCAGAGGUCUCGAAUGUAUGGUGCUACUGUCAUAGUACGAGGGUCUCAGAAUAACACUAAUGCUGUGAAGGAAGGAACAGCCAUGCUAUUGGAACACCUUGCGGGAAGCUUGGCAUCUGCCAUCCCCGUGAGCACACAACUGGACAUCGCGGCCCAGCAUCACCUCUUCAUGAUGGGCCGGAACGGGAGCAACGUCAAGCAUAUCAUGCAGAGGACAGGGGCGCAGAUCCACUUUCCUGACCCCAGCAAUCCACAGAAGAAAUCCACCGUCUACCUCCAGGGCACCAUCGAGUCUGUCUGUCUGGCAAGGCAGUGUCUCAUGGGGUGUCUUCCUCUUGUGCUGAUGUUUGAUAUGAAGGAAGAAAUUGAAGUGGACCCACAGUUCAUUGCACAGUUGAUGGAGCAGCUCGAUGUCUUUAUCAGUAUUAAACCAAAGCCCAAACAGCCAAGCAAGUCUGUGAUUGUGAAAAGUGUUGAGCGAAAUGCCUUAAAUAUGUAUGAAGCAAGGAAAUGUCUCCUCGGACUUGAAAGCAGUGGGGUUUCCAUAGCAACCAGUCUCUCCCCAGCAUCGUGCCCUGCCGGCCUGGCAUGUCCCAGCCUGGAUAUCUUAGCUUCGGCAGGCCUUGGACUCACUGGACUAGGUUUGUUGGGGCCCACCACCUUGUCGCUCAACACUUCAACCACCCCAAACUCACUCCUGAAUGCUCUCAACAGUUCAGUCAGUCCUUUGCAAAGUUCAAGUUCUGGUACCCCGAGCCCUACACUGUGGGCACCCUCCAUCGCUAACACUGCAAGUGCCACAGGUUUCUCUGCUAUACCACACCUUAUGAUUCCAUCCACUGCCCAGGCCACAUUAACUAAUAUCUUGUUGUCUGGAGUGCCCACCUACGGGCACACAGCCCCGUCUCCUCCGCCUGGCUUGACUCCCGUUGAUGUCCAUAUCAACGGCAUGCAGGCAGAAGGCAAGAACAUCUCUGCUUCUUUAAAUGGACACGUGCAGCCUCCAAACAUGAAAUAUGGUGCACUGUCCACGCCGUCACUUGGGGAAAAAGUGCUGAGCACCAGUCAUGGUGAUCCAUCCAUGCAGACGGCUGGGCCUGAACAGGCUUCUCCCAAGUCAAACUCUGUGGAAGGCUGCGAUGAUGCCUUUGUGGAAGUGGGCAUGCCUCGAAGUCCUUCCCAUUCUGGGAAUGCUGGUGACCUGAAGCAGAUGCUGGGUCCCUCCAAGGUCUCCUGUGCCAAGCGACAGACGGUUGAGCUACUGCAAGGCACAAAGAACUCACACCUCCACAGCACUGACAGACUGCUCUCAGACCCUGAGCUGAGUGCCGCAGAAAGUCCUCUUGCCGACAAGAAGGCUCCAGGGAGCGAGCGUGCAGCCGAGAGGGCAGCGGCCCAGCAGAACUCGGAGAGGGCCCGCCUGGCUUCACAGCCACCGUAUGUCCACAUGCAGGCAUUUGACUAUGAACAGAAGAAACUAUUAGCCACCAAAGCCAUGUUAAAGAAGCCAGUGGUGACUGAGGUCAGAACACCUACAAAUACCUGGAGUGGCCUGGGGUUCUCGAAGUCCAUGCCUGCGGAAACCAUCAAGGAGCUGAGAAGAGCCAACCACGUGUCCUAUAAGCCCACGAUGACGACCGCCUACGAGGGCUCCUCAUUGUCCCUCUCAAGGUCCAGCAGUCGAGAGCAUCUGGCAAGCGGAAGCGAAUCAGACAACUGGAGAGACCGGAAUGGAAUAGGACCCAUGGGUCACAGCGAAUUUGCCGCGCCGAUUGGCAGCCCCAAGCGCAAGCAGAACAAAUCAAGAGAGCAUUAUCUCAGCAGCAGCAACUAUAUGGACUGCAUUUCCUCGCUGACAGGAAGCAAUGGCUGUAACCUGAACAGCUGCUUCAAAGGCUCGGACCUCCCUGAGCUUUUCAGCAAGCUGGGCCUGGGCAAAUACACAGACGUCUUCCAGCAGCAGGAGAUUGAUCUCCAGACGUUCCUCACCCUCACAGACCAGGAUCUGAAGGAGCUGGGAAUCACCACCUUUGGAGCCAGGAGGAAAAUGCUGCUGGCAAUUUCAGAGCUAAGUAAAAACCGAAGAAAACUUUUUGAACCACCCAGUGCAUGCACCUCCUUCCUGGAAGGCGGAGCGAGCGGGAGGCUGCCCCGUCAGUAUCACUCAGACAUUGCCAGCGUAAGUGGCCGUUGGUAGCAGUACCUUCUGGACACACCACCACCUGCAGAGUUGGACACAAUCUGUGGACAGUCUUCACUGCACCCGUCCGUCCUUGGCACUCUGGGUAUCUGGUAUCGGGACCAAACCAUGGAAUUCGCUCCUGUACUUCAUGGCAAAAAAAAAGGAAGAAGACAGGAGAUGUGUCUCAUGUUCUCACAUUGCCAUAAAAGCACCAAAGGGGAAAUGCUUUUUAAACUGGCAAUUGGACAGAAUUUGCAAAAUGAGGGUAGGGCUUUGUUUCUUCCUAUUUACCUAUAUUACAUAUGCACUGAUUUUUUUUUAAACCUAAAAUGAAGGAGAAUUUGACAUCUGAAAUGCCAGAAAACUAAGAAGUUAUUUGUUUGCUUGAACUCUCUUGGUGUUUGGGGAUUUGAAAAAAAAAAGUAAUCAAAGUAUAAUUUUCUGCUUUAAGAUAAUGACUGAGGUCUUCCAGCACUUUACACGGUCUAGUUGCUCGUCCUGUGGAUCUGUCUCCCACCUUCAUGUUUCUGGUAUUGGUACACAUUUUUCUGGCCCCAUCAAAUGUUUAUUUGAAAUGGUACUCGACAUUAAUUAGUUCCUGUGCAGAAUUUUCUGUGCUCUCUCUGGACCAAAUUCUGUUCAUUUGCAUCAGCAUCAUCUUAGGAACCCUUGGCCACGACUGCAGUCCGCUGGCCAGGUACAAAAGACAGAGCAAAUGAACUUUGCAAUACUAACUCUGUGCAGCUGUCCUAGUGAGCUGCUGUCUGUGUUGGUAAAAUGAUCUGAAGGGUUAUCUAAAGGCCAAGGGGCUGGUCUUUUAGUAUACCGCCACUAAAGGACAUUUAUUUAUAUCAAACUUUUAUUUUUAGAUAUUAUAAGCAUACAAGUAGAUAAGUGAUGAAAUGGAUAUUUUCUAGAGAUUUAUGGUAGAGAAUGAGCUGUGUUCAUAACUGGAGCCCUAGGUUGUCACUUUAUUUAAAAAGACAAGUAACCAUUUGACGAGACAGCAUUGCUGCCAUUAUGAAGAGAAGAGGCCCCUCCUUACCCAGUAGCUCCACCCGCUGUGGGUCCUGGGACUUUCCUCAAAGUGCCUUCGAGUGUGCUGGAAGUCACCUUGGAUCAGUUGGGAACAGAGAAAGGCCCCAGCGUGACAGCUCAUCCGAGAGCUGAAUUCUGAAGGGAGAGAAAAAGGUUUCCUAAGUGGCCAGAUUCAUCAUUACAAUCUUAUACUGUGAAAGGCCACGAGACCAGGCAACAUUAUUUCCUGUCUUUGCAGACAUAUGAAGGUUUUCAGUCCAAUCUAGACAACCACUCAAGUGCCUUUCUCUCUUCAGAGCAAUAUUCUUACCAAGUGUAUACGUUUUUUGGAAAACUUUCCCCGUAGGGCAUGUUGUCAGGUACCUUUAGAGAAGUGUGUAUGUUUAGUGUGUUAAGGCUUUCUAUGUGACAUAAACCACUCCCUCCUGCUCUCGGUAGAGGUGUUGGAGGAGUGUUUGUAUAGACACAGCUGGGUGUCUAUACAAACACAAGGUAAGAAAUGCUUGCCUAGUCUUUCCAGGGCUUAGUCUGAUCAUUAAAGAAUUGAAGGAAUCAGCCGGGCGGUGGUGGUGCACGCGUUUAAUCCCAGCACUUGGGAGGCAGAGCCAGGCGGAUUUCUGUGAGUUCGAGGCCAGCCUGGACUACCAAGUGAGUCCCAGGAAAGGCGCAAAGCUACACAGAGAAACUCUGUCUCGAA